Aspergillus sclerotioniger CBS 115572 is the source of this 2519-nucleotide messenger RNA. Its product is annotated as alpha-xylosidase. Gene Ontology annotation, molecular function: carbohydrate binding; hydrolase activity, hydrolyzing O-glycosyl compounds. Bases 244 to 2475 code for a protein of 743 amino acids. The record is from RefSeq and is a predicted model, not a curated record. The transcript has a single exon. Gene Ontology annotation, biological process: carbohydrate metabolic process. NCBI's taxonomy places the organism in Eukaryota, Fungi, Ascomycota, Eurotiomycetes, Eurotiales, Aspergillaceae.
UCUCCGCACCGGUCCAUCCCCGUCAUCCCCGACUAGCAUCUCCCACCGUCCCAUCACUACUGCAUCUCGCGUCGUACCACCCCCCAAAUUUCCCCCCAAUGAUGCCCUGUUCAUUGACCGAGAUUAGCAAUUAGCCUAAUAGGCUAAAAUCUCUAGAUGUCUAUAUAAAUCGUCGCCGACGAGACGGAUAGCUGUAGCGCAUACCGAUCGAAACCACGCAUUCUCCAUCCGCCCAGAUAAUGAAUGCGAGGUAGAAGGCGAAACAUGUAUUUCUCCUCCAUCCUCGCCCUGGGCGCUUUGGUCCAGGCCGCAGCAGCCUCCUACAUUACCCCCAACUCGACCGGCCUCCGUCUCCAGCAUGGCUUUGAGACCAUCCUCAUCCAACCGUUUGGGUACGACGGGUUCCGCGUGCGCGCAUGGCCCUUCCGUCCUCCCUCGGGCAACGAGAUCAGCUUCAUCUAUGACCCCCCGUUAGAAGGCUUCGAAGACUCCGCGCAUGGCAUGAGUUAUGACACCGCUACCACCGGCUCGGAGCCCCGCACUCUGCGCAACGGCAACAUGAUCCUUCGCACCACCGGCUGGGGGGGUGAAACGGGUGGAUACAGACUGUCCUUCUCCCGCGUCAAUGAGGAUGGGAGCGAGACCCUCCUCACGAACGAGUACGCCCCUCUCAAAUCUCUCAACCCCCGGUCCUACCAAUGGCCAGGUCUGGGGCCGGAAUUCUCUGCCGAAUUCUCCUUCAGUGCAACGCCGGAUGAGCAGAUCUAUGGCACCGGAACGCAACAGGACCAUAUGAUCAACAAGAAGGGCCAGGUGAUUGAUAUGGUAAACUUCAACACGCACAUCCCGACUCCUGUGUUCAUGAGCAAUAAAGGUUACGCCUUUAUCUGGAACAUGCCUGCCGAGGGGCGCAUGGAGUUUGGGCCCCUCCGGACCAGGUUCACCGCCGCGACAACGACGUUGGUCGACUAUGUGAUUGUGGCCUCUGCGCCUGGCGACUACGAUACCCUGCAGCAGAGGAUUUCGGCCCUGACGGGGCGGGCACCGGUCCCGCCAGACUUUGCCCUCGGGUACAUCCAGUCGAAGCUGCGGUACGAGAACGAAACCGAAGUUGAGCUCCUGGCGCAGAACUUCCACGACCGCGGGAUCCCGGUGGCCAUGAUUGUUAUUGAUUAUCAGUCGUGGGCACACCAGGGCGACUGGGCACUCGACCCGCGCCUCUGGCCAAAUGUCGGGCAGAUGUCGGCGCGGGUCAAGAACCUCACUGGUGCCGAGAUGAUGGCAUCGCUGUGGCCCAGUGUUGCUGAUAAUAGUGUCAAUUAUGCGGCACUGCAGGCGAACGGGCUGCUCUCAGCCACGCGUGACGGCCCCGGCACCACUGACUCGUGGAACGGAUCAUACAUUCGCAACUAUGACUCGACAAAUCCCUCGGCGCGGAAGUUCCUCUGGAGCAUGCUGAAGAAGAACUACUACGACAAAGGCAUUAAGAACUUCUGGAUUGACCAGGCUGAUGGCGGAGCUCUCGGCGAGGCGUAUGAGAAUAACGGGCAGAGUACAUAUAUCGAAUCGGUCCCGUUUGCCCUGCCGAAUGUACUGUAUGCCGCCGGGACGCAGCUCAGCGUAGGAAAAUUGUACCCCUGGGCGCAUCAGCAGGCGAUCGAAGAAGGGUUCCGAAAUGCGACAGACACGGAGGAAGGGAGCGCCUGCGCCCAUGUCUCGCUGAGUCGGUCCGGGUACAUCGGGUCCCAGAGAUUCUGCAGCAUGAUCUGGUCAGGAGACACCACGUCCGUGUGGGAUACACUGGCAGUGCAGGUAGCCAGUGGUCUGUCAGCCGCAGCGACUGGCUGGGGCUGGUGGACAGUCGAUGCAGGCGGCUUUCAGGCUGAUCCAACGGUCUGGUGGAGUGGCAACAUCGACACCCCCGAAUUCCGGGAGUUGUAUGUGCGCUGGCUAUCCUGGACGACCUUUUUGCCCUUCAUGCGCACCCACGGCAGUCGGGCCUGCUACUUCCAGGACGCCUACACCUGUGCUAACGAGCCAUGGUCGUAUGGCGAAGCCAACACACCCAUUAUUGUUUCGUAUAUCCAUCUGCGCUACCAGCUAGGUGCCUACCUGCGCUCCAUCUUCAAGCAAUUCCACCUCACUGGUCGGAGUAUCAUGCGUCCGUUGUAUAUGGACUUUGAGAAGACAGACCCGAAGAUCUCCACGCUCACUGCAUCGAACAGCAACUACACGACGCAGCAAUACAUGUUUGGGCCACGCCUGUUGGUCUCCCCGGUGACCUUGCCGAAUGUGACCGAGUGGCCAGUGUAUCUGCCACAGACGGGCGACAACAGCACCAAGCCAUGGACGUACUGGUGGACGAACGAGACGUAUGCAGGAGGGCAAGUGGUGACGGUUUCAGCCCCGGUGCAACACAUUCCAGUGUUCCAUUUGGGAUCGAGGGAGGAGCUCCUCAUAGGCGAUGUGUUCUAAAGCCCCUAAAUAUUAGACCUAGAGAGAAAUAGGAAGCCAUGUUG